Molecule: messenger RNA, 1440 nt
Organism: Vanrija pseudolonga
Lineage: Eukaryota; Fungi; Basidiomycota; Tremellomycetes; Trichosporonales; Trichosporonaceae
Gene: saf1
Product: Protein saf1
Exons: 5
Coding region: 37-1440 (467 amino acids)
Biological process (GO): RNA processing
Source: RefSeq, a predicted model, not a curated record
CUCGAGACGACUGUUACAUUGCUCAACGCGCUCACAAUGGCCAAGAAGAGCGCAAACCCCGCAGACGCGUUCCGCAAGGCCCAGCGCGCCAAGGAGAUCAAAAAGAACAAGGAUGAGCGCAAGAAGAAGCGCGACGAGAAGACGGUGAAGCGGGAUACGCGAGACCUCGAGGGCGAGAUCAAGUCGCUCAAGGCGGCGAGCAGCCUCAACGACGAGCAGAAGGCGCGGCUGACUUCGCUCGAGUCGGAGCUCAAGUACGUCUCCAAGCUCAAGGACAAGUACGUCAAGGCGCACCCCGAUGCCGCAGACAGGGUGUACAAUACCGAGCGGCGCGGCGGCGACCGCCCGGGCACCUGGCGCCGGCCAGAGGACGAGGCGGACGCGGAAUCCAGCACCCCCGCGGUCGACCCGCGCGCGCAUCUCUACCACCCGGACGGGACGCUGCGCGACCCCAAACGCAGCGCGUACUACCAUGCGACGUAUAACCCGUUUGGCGUGCCCCCGCCAGGCAUGCCGUACAAGGAGCGAGACGACUUGCCCUCGAGCGACGAGAGCAGCGACGACGAAGAUGAGGAGGACAGUGAUAGCGACAUUGUCAUGCCUGAAGGUCCCAGGCCAGGCGAGGAGUCAGACGCAGACAGUGACGACUCGGACGACAUCCCAUUGCCUGAGGGCCCGCCCCCGCCACGACUGCCACCGGGUGGCCCGCCUGCUGCGGCACCGUUUGGAGGACCGCCACCACCAUUUGGCGCGCCGCCAUUCGGUGCACCGCCAUUCCCCGUACCGCCAUUCGCACGCCCCCCUCGCCCAGCAUUCACCCCCGUGACAGCGCCAGGUGUCGGCUGGGGCCACUUGAUGGACGCCCCCACGCCGCCGCAGCGGCGGCCGCAGAACGGGGCGGGUGCCGGCCCCAGCAGGCUCCCUGCUCCCCCCGCCUCGCUGCCUGCCAAGCCUGGCACUGCUACUUCCGCCUCGGUGAUCGCUACUUCGACAACAAAGAGCACAGCAACGAGCCCGCCUGGGUCGUCAUCUAGUGGCGCACCGCCCACCGCACCAGCACCAAGUCAAGCGAGCAACACCAGUGCAGCGGCCAGUGCAGGCAACGCCAAAGCCGCCACUAUAUCCGCAGCACCGCAGCUGCGUGACCUGCGGAAGGAGACGACGGUCUUUGUUCCACGCGGGGUCAAGCGCCGCGCUCCCGGGGUGCCCAGCGUCAAUGCCACGCCCGGUGCCGGGGUUGUAGAUGCGGAUGGUGACGUCGUGAAGCGUACUUCCGACUCGGGCCCAGGUCUGUUGGGUAAGCUGCAGGCGGUGGGGGUUGCGCCGACGCCGAGGGGUGGAGGUGGACGCGUCGGUGCGGGUGGACACGCGGCGUCGGCAGGUGUCACCGGCACCGAGGCCGAGGAUGAUUACGAGCGGUUCUUGGAGGGGCUAGAGUAG